Eruca vesicaria subsp. sativa (arugula) is the source of this 894-nucleotide messenger RNA. The record is from the annotation of a GenBank genome assembly. NCBI's taxonomy places the organism in Eukaryota, Viridiplantae, Streptophyta, Magnoliopsida, Brassicales, Brassicaceae.
GGCCAUUCAUUCAGCUAUGAACAACAACGCCAGAAAUAGCUAUUAUCAUGUUCCAAAUCAAUCAGAUAGGUAUGGUUCGGAUACAAGAUCAUCAGGUUGGCGAGUACCUGCUUUCUCUUCAAGGAACGCUUGGUCCAGGAGUGAUUUGAUAGUUAAUAGACGUUUGCUCGAUGAUUCUCCAUCCACUUACUCACGAACAGCUUCAUCAACCGUAGAUUAUGUACCACCAUCACAUACUCCACAUCAGAUUCCAAUCCGGACCAGCAACAACCAGAGGAGGCAACACCUCGAGGCACUAAGGCAAGCCGUUCACAACCAACAUAACAGACCAGAGAGCAAUUCAAGAUCAGCAUCAUCACAGCCCAGAGAAGAAGACCAUGUUCUGAAACAUCUAACGAAACAGACAUACAACCCUGUCCCUAAAAGCCAGCUUCUAAGAAACCUGAGCUUAUACUACAGAAACAAGAACUCAGGAAGCGAAAACUCAAGAAACACUUAUCAAGGUUACUCCGGUGAAGACGACGAUGAGAAGAGAUGCACGGUGUGUUUAGAAGACUUUGAGCCCAAGGAAACAGUGAUGCUCACUCCUUGCAAACAUAUGUUUCAUGAGGAAUGUAUAGUUCCUUGGUUGAAAAGCAAAGGACAGUGUCCUCUCUGUAGAUUCGUCAUUCUUAAGCCGACAAGACGAGAUUCUUCACCUGGUAUUAGCUCAGAUCUGGCUGGAGACAUGACAGUGAACGAUCUCUUCACAUUAGAACUAAUCUCUGUGAUUCGUGCAAUGGAAGAAAGUUUCCUUUUCGGUUAUCCUCGUCGCAUGUAGAAUCAUAAUGGAUAGGCAAUGUCUUAAAAGAAAACUCAAAUGUCUGAAGAACAAUGAAUAAAAACAAAACUGAG